Messenger RNA from Amblyraja radiata (thorny skate), 1875 nucleotides. Its product is annotated as helicase SKI2W-like. The record is from RefSeq and is a predicted model, not a curated record. The coding region runs from base 1 to 1854 and encodes 617 amino acids. The transcript has 9 exons. NCBI's taxonomy places the organism in Eukaryota, Metazoa, Chordata, Chondrichthyes, Rajiformes, Rajidae. Gene Ontology annotation, biological process: nuclear-transcribed mRNA catabolic process, 3'-5' exonucleolytic nonsense-mediated decay. Gene Ontology annotation, cellular component: Ski complex.
AUGUCACUCAGAGAGUUCAACAAGAUCAGGAACACUGAACUGAUGAAAAAUGACUCCUCCACCCUGCAUGCCUACAGGGGGGAGGUCCUUCACCCUCUGGAAAAAGCUGGUCUGAAAUGCACUGUCAAUGAACAAACAAAAAACCUUAUGUUCUACAUUGUCCAGCCCAACUCUGAAUCCCUACUUGGCAUCAGUGCAUGCCACGACCUGGGUCUGGUUUAUUUCUGGCGUGCUGCCCGGCUGGCCUUGAAGGGCCCUCGCCAGGUGGGCGGGGACGACGACCCCGAGGUCAGGAGCUGGAGGGCGUCGGUCGCCCUGCUGUUCGCCGUCUCCGGGAGCUUCGUGGCGCUUCCCAUCACGGUGAUCCACGCCUGGGUCGGGGUGAGCGAGACGGUGAUGUUCCGCGGCACCCGCUCGCUGUACGCGGCCGUGCAAGUCGCGAUGCUGCUGAAGUGCCUCGGUUCCUGCACAAACACCUGUGUGUUCGCGCUCACCCAGAGCAGGUUCAGAACGCAGAUGAUCGCCCUGCUCACAUCCCCCUGCGCUGAACGUACAAACUCCGUCCCGUUGACCCCGCAGAAGAUGAUCAUGGAGUCGACCAGUGUGCUGAAGGCUUUGUCGGCGGGCCGAGUGGUGGUGGUGAAGAACCGGCAGCACAAUAAUGCUCUGGGGGUUAUCCUGCAGGUCUCCACGGACUCUGGUGGACGCACCUUCACCGCGCUGGUGCUGUGUGAGGCCCGGCGGGGGGCCGAUGAGGGGGAGGACGAUGGGGGGACGCUGGAGGAAGAACCCACAGCCCCCACCCCCGAACAGCUGCUGACCAACAAGCUCUUCCUGCCAGAGGGGCCCUGCGGCCACGCGGUGGUGAAGCUGACCCCAGCGGACAUCGGCAGCGUGACGGUCAAGACUCUCCGGAUCAACGCCGACAAGAUCAUCGACGACUUCAAGAAGCGGCAGAUCCCACGCUUCAGGAGCGAUGCCCCGGGCGCGUCGGUGACGGCAGCCACGCAGGAACUGGUGAGGUUGGCGGAGGGCAGCCCGGGCGGGGUGGCCAGCCUCGACCCCGUCAGCGAGUUGCAGCUCCGAGACCUGGAGCUGGUGGAGGUUUACAGCCGAGCUCGCCGGCUCGGGGAGGCCCUGAGCAGCUACAAGUGUGUACAUAGCCCCCGCUUCUCCAGCGAGUACACACGGAUACACGAGCGGAUGGUGAUCAAGGAUGAGCUGGAGCGACUGUGUUACCUGGUGUCAGACCAGAGCCUCCUGUUACUGCCAGAGUACCAGCAGCGCAUCCAGGUUCUGAAGCGUCUGCACUAUGUGGAUAGCAGCAGUGCGGUGCAGCUGAAGGGCCGAGUGGCCUGUGAGAUCAGCAGCCACGAGCUGCUGGUGACGGAGAUGGUGCUGGAGAACGUUCUGACGGAGCUGCAGCCCGAGGAGAUCGUGGCCCUGCUGUCCUGCAUGGUCUUCCCGCAGAAGAGCCAGCUGCAGCCGCAGCUCAGUGCAACGCUGCAGCAGGGCGUGGAGCGGAUCCGGGCGGUGGCCGAGCGGGUGACGGCGCUGCAGCGGGACUGCGGGGUGCGGGACACGGGCGAGGAUUACGUGGAGCAGCUGCGGUUCGGCCUGGUGCAUGUGGUGUAUGAGUGGGCCCGCGGCAUGCCGUUUGCCCAGAUCACGCGGCUGACGGACGUGCAGGAGGGGAUCAUCGUGCGCUGUAUCCAGCGGCUGAACGAGACGUGCCGGGACGUGCGCAGCGCCGCCCGCAUCAUCGGCGACCCCACGCUGCACGCCAAGAUGGAGCAGGCGUCGCAGCUGAUCAAGCGAGACAUCGUCUUCGCCGCCAGCCUGUACACCCAGUGAAUAAACAAGCUCGUCCACACA